GUCUCACUUCCGGUGGGCGGGUAGCACCUGGGAGAUGCUAGGAUAGAUAGGGCAGUGGGAAAUUUCCGCUGGUGAGCGCUCCCUCCGCAGUCACCCUUCACAAAGGUUUUGAGACUCUCGUGGCUUUCUAGAUCGACAGCUGCGUCCCUGGUCUUUAAAAAGAGGGAAAGACCUUAAUAUCUGAUUUAAAGUCGCUGUCGGCAAAAGUGGGGGGGGGGCGUGAUCGGAAACCAGGAUGUAAUACUCGGAGCGGCGGAGCUGAUGAUGCGCUACUGUGUUCAGUUAACCAAAAGGCACACACACAGCAUUUUGUUUGAUUCUCUCUGCAACGUGUCACUGUCAUCCAGUGCGGUAUUUCCCUGAACAUCCGCCGAGGACGGGAGCCUGGGGUGUUGGAGGCAAAGAGGCCGCUUCUAAUUAGGCAAAACUCGAGAAAUCAUGAAGGGCUCCACGCGUUUCCUUACGCGGCUUGACCUGAACGGCGCGAUUUCUCUGGAUGCCUGGUGGUCCGACCCUAUACUGUGCGUAGCUACUCAUUGUGAAGACACUGCUGUCUGCAAUUUGGAAAGAAAACCUACCGUUUUCAGCAUCUUGAAGAACUAAGCAAGAAAAAAAAAUGCCUGUUUUUCCUAAAAUAUCUUUAAGACCUGAAGUUGAGAAGUAUCUUAAAGACGGCUUUAUGAAUAAGGAGGUUGUAAAUACUUUAGGCAAAGCAGCAGCAGAAAGGAAGUUUGAAACUCUGUUGAAACAUCUGUCACACCCUCCCUCAUUCACAACUGUUAGAGUAAAUACACAUUUAACCUCAGUUCAGCAUGUGAAAACUCUGUUGCUUGAUGAAUUUCAGAAGCAGUUUAAUGGAUUAAGUGUUCCUGUUCUUCAGCAUCCGGACCUUGAGGAUGUCUUACUUAUUCCUGUGAUUGGACCUAGAAAGAACAUAAAAAAGCAGCAGUGUGAAGCUGUUGUGGGGGCGCAGUGUGGCAAUGCAGUGUUGCGAGGAGCCCACGUGUAUGUUCCAGGAAUUGUGUCAGCUUCGAGCUUUAUGAAAGCUGGAGAUGUUAUUUCUGUGUACUCCGAUAUUAAAGGGAAAUGUAAGAAAGGAGCCAGAGAGUUUGAUGGAACAAAAGUGUUUCUUGGAAAUGGAAUUUCUGCACGAAGCCGCAAAGAAAUCUUCAGUGGCCUAUGCGAACUGAAAGGUAUAGGUAUAAGAAUGACAGAACCAAUAUAUCUGAGCCCAUCAUUUGACAAUGUACUGCCCGGUUACUUAUUUUUACAGAAUUUACCAUCUGCUGUAGUAGCUCACGUUCUACAUCCUCAGCCCGGAGAGAGGGUUCUAGAUUUGUGUGCAGCACCUGGAGGUAAAGCAACACAUAUUGCAGCACUGAUGCACGAUCAGGGAGAAGUAAUAGCACUGGAUAAAAUACCCAACAAAGUGGAAAAAAUAAAGCAGAAUGCUUUGUUGUUAGGACUGAAUUCCAUCAAAGCAUUUUGCUUUGAUGGAACAAAGGCACAUAAACAUGAUAUGACUGAGGACACACAAGAAGGACCUCCAUUCUCACCAGAAUCUUUUGACCGAAUUCUCCUUGAUGCACCCUGCAGUGGAAUGGGACAGAGACCAAACAUGGCUUGUACUUGGACUUUGAAGGAAGUGAUGUCAUAUCAGCCACUACAGCGAAAACUCUUUUCUGUGGGUCAGGAGGAAGGCUGCUGUAAGGGGACAUGGAGCAAAGGUGACCUGCGAAAGGAGUACGCAGUGUGGGGAAGGAGUGUCCCAGAGUUCCAGCCGGGCGAAAGAUCCCGAGGUGGGGCGAGCCUUGCCGAGUUCCAGAGACAGCCGGAGGCCAGUGGCUCUAAAGCAGGACACGAGGCAGCCCAGCUGCUGAAGCCAGGAGGCAUGCUCGUUUAUAGCACGUGCACUAUCACCCUGGCAGAAAAUGAAGAGCAGGUUGCCUGGGCCCUCAGCACAUUUCCUUGCCUCCAGCUUCAGCCCCAGGAGCCACGGAUUGGAGAAGAAGGGAUGAUGGGAGCUGGCUUAUCACUUGAACAGUUGAGACAGCUGCAGCGAUUCGAUCCAUCUGCUGUGCCAUUACAGGACCCUGACCAGGAUGCUCUUAGAGAUGCCACAGCAGAAGACAUGAUCCGGCUGGCAAAUAAGGAUUGUAUAGGUUUUUUUAUUGCAAAAUUUCUAAAAUGGAAAAGCACAUCAGAGAAGGAUCCUCAGAAAUGAAAAUUCCACAUCCUUGCUUUCUGUUCUAUUCCCCUCAUAUCUCUUAAACCAGAGUGACAUCAGGCCACCUAAGGAUAGUAUGGUUGCCAAGGAAACAGGAGAUGGCCGGUGGUUUCACCAGGACUGCCAGUGGUUUCAUCAAGACAGAGAAUUGUGUGUAUGGGUGGGGGUUGUGAAAUUAUGUUCUGGAUUGAAAAAAUGUUUUCUAGGAUUCAGUAGUGUAUAUAAAGCAAGUGUAUAAAGCAAAGGAGCUACUUAUGGAUGCCUGUAACAUUUUCAUUUGGGGUCUUGUUUUAAUUAAUAAAGAAUAAUACUAAAAAUUAGUAUUUAA
Messenger RNA from Cavia porcellus (domestic guinea pig), 2555 nucleotides. RefSeq names its product tRNA (cytosine(72)-C(5))-methyltransferase NSUN6-like. The transcript has 12 exons. Gene Ontology annotation, biological process: RNA methylation. Gene Ontology annotation, molecular function: RNA binding; RNA methyltransferase activity. NCBI's taxonomy places the organism in Eukaryota, Metazoa, Chordata, Mammalia, Rodentia, Caviidae. The record is from RefSeq and is a predicted model, not a curated record. Bases 617 to 2224 code for a protein of 535 amino acids.